Cornus florida is the source of this 975-nucleotide messenger RNA. RefSeq names its product protein ALP1-like. Lineage: Eukaryota; Viridiplantae; Streptophyta; Magnoliopsida; Cornales; Cornaceae. Bases 1 to 975 code for a protein of 324 amino acids. The record is from RefSeq and is a predicted model, not a curated record. The transcript has 2 exons.
AUGGAUAUGUGGAACAAUAUAAGAAGAAGAAUUCAAUUAUAUGAUAAUGAGGAUGACAAUGAGAGUGUCUUAAUAUUUGCUGCUAUUUUAGAAGAGCAUAACUUCUAUCAAAAGAGCCGUUGUAGGAAUUCAAUUUUACAAGGGGAAGCAUAUGUCAUGGAGAUUCUAAACGGCCAUAGAGAAAAAUGUUAUGAAAAUUUUAGGAUGUACCCUAAAGUUUUUAGAACAUUGACUAGUACCCUGAAAGGUAUAGGGCUGAAGGAUUCUAAAUUUUUAGCUGUAUAUGAACAAGUGGCAAUCUUUUUGCUCAUUUUAUCUCAUAAUCAAAGGAAUCGUGUUGUAGCAGAGAGAUUUCAACACUCCACUGAAACCAUUUCCAGACACUUCCAUGCUGUGUUGCAUGCAAUAUGUCAGUUGGGCACCCAUAUCAUUGCCCCUCCUGAUUUUUCUGUGAUUCCGAAUAAGAUCAGAGAGUCUCCUAGGUUUUAUCCUUACUUCAAGCAUUGCGUGGGAGUUAUAGAUGGAACCCACAUUCCUGCAACUCUGCCAGUAGCUACACAACUUUCAUUUCGUGGUAGAAAGGGCUAUACCACACAAAAUGUAAUGGCUGUAUGUGACUUUGACAUGAGAUUCACAUAUGUGCUAGUUGGGUGGGAAGGCUCUACUAAUGAUUCGAGAAUUCUAAAAGAUAAGUAUUAUUUGGUGGACUUAGGGUAUGCCAAUAAGCUUGGUUAUUUGGCCCCAUUUCGAGGUCAGACUUACCACUUUCAGGAAUACCGUAGGAGUAGACCACCCCGUGGUCGGGAGGAAGUGUUCAAUCAUAGGCAUUCAUCUUUGAGAAAUAUAAUUGAGCGAUGCUUUGGGUUGUUGAAGAUAAGAUUCGCUAUUUUAAAGGCAAUGCCUCCUUAUAAGUUUUCAACACAAGUAUUGAUUAUAAUGGCUUGUUACACAUUACACAACUUCAUUAGAAAUUAA